This is a messenger RNA of Brachypodium distachyon (stiff brome), 2351 nucleotides long. RefSeq names its product transcription factor GAMYB. Gene Ontology annotation, biological process: regulation of DNA-templated transcription. The record is from RefSeq and is a predicted model, not a curated record. Lineage: Eukaryota; Viridiplantae; Streptophyta; Magnoliopsida; Poales; Poaceae. Bases 296 to 1966 code for a protein of 556 amino acids. The transcript has 4 exons.
UCCCCACUCCCGCAGGCUCGCCCACCCCUUUUCCUCCCCUCAAGACUCUCCCUUCCCCUCUCCCCUGAAAAUUCUCCGCAUACUGGGUGCCAAAGUGGUGGCGGCAUCUCGCUAAGGGGAGCGGAGAGAUCCUCCCAAGUUUCCACUCCUUUGCUCCCCCAACCCGCCUUUGUUCUCUCCAACCCACUGCUGAACCCCAGGAAGGGGAGAAUUGGAGCUCAACUCGGUUCCAGUUCAGUGCUCCAGUCCGAGCUCGAUCGGCCUCCGCGGCGAGAUUCCGCCAGGGCAGCGAGAGAUGUACCGGGUUAAGAGCGAGAGCGACUGCGAGAUGAUGCAUCAAGACCAGAUGGAUUCCCCGGUGGCCGACGACGGCAGCAGCGGAGGGUCGCCUCACAGGGGAAGCGGACCCCCUCUGAAGAAAGGCCCCUGGACGUCGGCGGAGGACGCCAUCCUGGUGGACUACGUCAAGAAGCACGGCGAGGGGAACUGGAACGCCGUGCAGAAGAACACUGGGCUGUUCCGGUGCGGCAAGAGUUGCCGCCUCCGCUGGGCCAACCACCUCAGGCCCAACCUGAAGAAGGGGGCCUUCACUCCUGAGGAGGAGAGGCUCAUCAUCCAGCUCCACUCCAAGAUGGGGAACAAGUGGGCUCGGAUGGCUGCUCAUCUGCCAGGGCGUACUGACAAUGAAAUAAAGAAUUACUGGAAUACUCGAAUAAAGAGAUGCCAGCGAGCUGGCUUGCCAAUCUAUCCUGCUAGCAUAUGCAAUCAAUCUGCAAAUGAAGAUCAGCAGGGCUCCAGUGAUUUCAACUGUGGCGACAAUAUUUCCAGUGACCUUCUAAACGGAAAUGGUCUUUAUCUUCCAGAUUUUACCUGCGACAAUUUCAUUGGUAAUUCAGAGGCCUUAUCUUAUGCACCACAGCUUUCAGCUGUUUCGAUAAGCAAUUUGCUCGGCCAGAGCUUUGCAUCAAAAAAUUGUGGCUUCAUGGAUCAAGUAAACCAAGCUGGGAUGCUAAAACAAUCUGACGGUUUACUUCCUGGGUUGAGCGAUACCAUCAAUGGUACACUCUCUUCAGUGGAUCAAUUCUCAAAUGACUCUCAGAAACUCAAGCAGACUCUAGGUUUUGACUAUCUCCACGAAGCAAACUCUAGCAGCAAGAUUGUUGCACCCUUCUUCGAGGGUGCACUUACUGGCAGCCAUGCCUUUUUAAAUGGCAACUUCUCUACUUCUAGGGCCACUAAUGGUCCUCUGAAGAUGGAGCUCCCUUCACUCCAAGAUACCGAAUCUGAUCCAAAUAGCUGGCUCAAGUAUACCGUAGCUCCUGCGAUGCAGCCUACAGAGUUAAUUGACCCCUACCUGCAGUCUCCAACAACAACUCCUUCAGUAAAAUCUGAGUGCGCUUCACCAUCAAGGAACAGUGGUCUUUUGGAAGAGGUUCUUGGAGCUGAGGUAUUAAGAUCUGGGAAGAACCAACAGCAGUCUGUGAGAAGUUCAAGUUCCUCUGUCAGUACACCAUGUGACACAACGGUAGGUUGCCCAGAGUUUGAUCUCUGUCAGGAAUACUGGGAAGAACAUGGGAGUACAUACCUGAGUGAAUAUGCACCUUUCAGUGGCAAUUCACUCACUGAACCCACUGCUCCUGUCAGUGCUGCGUCACCUGAUGUUUUUCAGCUCUCCAAAAUUUCUCCUGCACAAAGCCCUUCACUUGGUUCUGGAGAGCAGGAAAUGCAGCCUGCAUAUGAGCCUGGGGCUGGCGACGCUUCACCUUAUCCUGAAAUCUUCAGGCCAGAUGCAUUAUUCUCUGGCAAUACAGCCGGCUCAUCCGUCUUCAACAAUGCCAUAGCAAUGCUUCUGGGAAAUGACAUGAACAUCGAGUGCAAAUCUGUUCUCGGUGAUGGAACCGUGUUCGAUCCUUCCUCGUGGAGCAACAUGCCACAUGCUUGUCAAAUGUCGGAAGAAUUCAAAUGAAUUCCUCGGCGUUUCUCGUGCUCGUAGGAUAUUCUUGGUAUUGCUCUUCCCAAUUGUUUUGAGGAUAAUUUUCAGGGAAAACAUCAUCUAUUGUAAUGCUGCAUAGCCGCCGACAGGUCCUUGAUGGCUGCUACUAGACGUGCUAUUCGUGCAACUAGACCUUUUGCCCAAUAAAGUUCGUGGAGAUAAGCCGGUUAUUUAAAUUUUUUGUUGUUUCAUAUUAGAGAACCCUUUUUUUGUUGUCCCUGUGGCCAGGAUUAUGUUGGAAAUUCGUCAUGCUGUGUUUUAUUUGGAGAAUGUAAGAUCAGCUACCCCUUUGUUUCCUGGUGUACUAUCUUUGUUGAACAUAUCCCCCAAUUGCCAAUGAGAUUGAUACCUAGUACUA